CCAUUACUGCGCUUAGUACUAUGCCUCAUUCACAAUACGCAUAAAAUCUAAAGUUUCGUUCAUAUGGUACUGACAGUCAAAAGGUUUCUAUGGUGUACUAUGAUUCGAUACUAUUGCGUAAGUAUUACGCGUAUAGUGAAACGUCAAAUGCAUGAACGUAGUCUUAACAGACACGUGGUUUUCUGAACGCAAUUGUAAAUUUUGAGUGCACUAAUUACUGAGAAAACUCUUUAAAAAAAGAUAGUGCAUAGUAUUCGAUAAGGUCUAUUAUUCGUUUCUUUAAUUUCACAAGAUGAAAUAUCUAUGGACAAUAAUUUCUAAUAAUUGUAUUUAAAAGUAAAUGGAAAAAAAAAUGAUAUAUAAUAAAAUAAACAUUUAUAAUGAAAAUCUUGAUAAAUAUAUAAUGUAUUUAAUAAAAUAUAACAAUGUGCAUGUAUUAUUUAAUGAGACUAAACGUGCGCUGUGGAAACCGUCUUAAUGACGCAUCGUAAAAUAACUUCAAUUGAUUUUGUUCAUAGUUUAUCAAUCUCUGUUACGUCAACUAUUACGAUUAACUUAUAUUUAUGUUUAGUGCUUGAUACAUUUUUUACUUACAAAUUCUUCAUUAUACUAGCUUGAUAUUAAUCAUACUUUAACGGUAGUGAUCUCACAGGGAAAGGAAAUCGUUUCGCAAUGGAAACUUCAGAAGCAGUUGUGAUAGGAGGAGAGGAUUACAAAGUUGUUGACGAAUGUUUGGAAGAAGAAGACUCGUUAAAUACUCAUAAUCAUUUAAAUCAAAUGGAAAAUUUGGAAGAAAACGACACUCAAAACUCUAUUAGAAUAGAAAUAUCUAAUAAUGAUAUAUUUAAAGAAACACAAAUGGAUAUAAAAGAGAACAUAGAAAUAGAAAUAGUACAUGAUGUUGUUUCUGAUACCAAAGAAAAAGAUAAAAAAAGUUGUAUUUCAAAUACAGAAACAAUAGAAGCAAAACCAGAAGCAAAACCAGAAGCAAAACCAGAAGCAAAACCAGAAGCAAAACCAGAAGUAACACUAGAAGUAACAGCAGAAGUAAAAUCAGAAGAGAAUAAGAAUCCUAUUGAUUUAAUCGCAGAUAUUACUUCAGAUAAAUUAAACGAACAGAAUAAUUUAAUAUAUGAAGAUGUUAUUCAUCAUCUUGACGAAAUAGAAAGUAUAGUAUUAAAUUCUACAUGCUUUAUUGAUUCAAAUAAAAACAAGCAAUCUAAAACAGAAAAUUUAUCUGAAAAUAUUGUUAGAUCUAUAAAUUUAAAUCUAAAUAAACAAUCUAAAUUAGAAAGUUUAUCAGAAAAUAUUACUGAAUCUAUAGAUUCUAAUGAAAAAAAGCAAUCUGAAGCAGAAAAUUUAUCUGAAAAUAUUGUCAGUGAAGAUCAAGAAGAAAUUACAAAAGCAAGUAUCGUGCUUAUAGAUAUUUCAUCCCCUAACAUAAAAACAGAAUUACCCAUAAAAACAGAAUUAUCUAUAAAAACAGAAACACAUUGGUAUGAAAAGAAGCUAACAGAAAAAUUAGAUACUAUUAAGGAACGAAUGUCAAAAUUAGCGCGUGUUUUAGAAAACUCUUAUCCAGUUUAUAAAACAUGGUUAAACUACACAGAAAAAGUUUAUGGAUCACCUAUAUGUAAACUAGAACCACCACGUCGCUGGCCAUUAGAUAAACAUCACACUAAUCGUUGGAAAUUUAAUUGCAGCAGAAUAAGUGUGGAGGUAUCAAAGAAGGGGGAUGCAUCUCUUCACAGUAAGGAAAAAGUGUGGCGGGUGGAACCAGCUGGAGCAUGGGGUGUUAGUAAACAUACCAUCCCUGAGAUUCCGCCUUUUGUAUUACGCGCAGUCAAGAUAUUCGAAGACUUUCUUCAAUCUGUACAACAGGCAGAUGAAGCUCUUCUCUCAGAACAAUUCUCUAGCGACACAUGCAUAGAAAUUGAUCAGAAAAACGAAACAAAGCCACGAUGGCUUUGGCUCAUAGUAAGAUGUAAUAGCUUAGAGGAAAUUAUGUUAUUUGUAACCGGAAAAAAUAUUAGUCGGAGUACCAUGGAUCAUUUGAAACAAGUAUAUGAAUCUGGACCCGGAAAAGGUUGCAAUGUUAAAUCUAUCUAUUGUGAAUCUAUAUAUAAUAAAUCUAAUGAUAUGGUUGCCUCGAAUACAACAUUUUUGGUAGGAUCGGAAGUUUUAGAUGAAGUUGUCGGAGGUAUAAAAGUACAAUUAGCUCCAAAAACAAAUUUUUGGUCUAACCCCGUAGGUGCAGAAAACGUAGCAAAAACUGUAAUAGAGUUAUUAGCACCUUCGUCGAGAACAACAGUUCUUGAAGUUGGAUGUGGAUUUGGUCUGAUUGGAUUAAUGGUGGCAUCUAAAUGUCGAAAAAUUAUAGGAGUUGAUUCAAGAUCAGAAAUUGAAGAAGCAGAAAUGACAUGCGAAUUGAAUAAUAUAAGUAAUGCUUCUUUUGUAGUGGGUUCUUCAUCUGAAGUUACGAAUGUAAUAGCUGAUGUAUUAAGAAAUUGCAAAGCUUCUGCCAUCAUCAAUACAAGUACCAAUGUUGGACGAGCAAUCGACCUUAUGAUAUGUCUAAGAAAAAUUAUUUCGCUGAAGCGAUUAGUAAUGAUAACAACCUUGACAAAACAAUCUGUACGUGCUAUAAUAGAAUUGGUUAGACCUGGUAAUCGAAACAUGGGAAAUCCAUUUAUACCUGUAAAAGCAUAUCUAGUCGAUACAUUACCAAUUGGACCACAUUUUGAAAUAGUAAUUUUAAUGGAGCGACAUCUUAUGUUUAAUCAACCAUUGUUUUUUGGAGCAUUACAAGAAACAAGUUCCAGCAACAAUGCUGAUAGUUCUAAAAAACAACCAAUUGAACCAGCAGCUUCUACAUUUAAUAACAAAAAAGUAAACCAAAAAACAAUUAUUGAUAAAAAGACAGGAUUUAUUCGUUCUAAAGCGAAAUCUAAGGGAAAACGUGUUCAUUCGCCGGAAAGGAAUGAAGGUCCAGCAAAAAAAUUCGCCAGAAAGUUUGAUAAAAUUGUUUUUAAGCCACGCAGAGGUGAUUGGUCAAGAAGAAAGAAUAAAGUAGAGGAAGGUUCUGAACUUCGUAUUAAUCCUAUGUAUGAAAAAAAAGUACGAGAAAACAAUGAUCGAAUAGAUCUACGAGAAAAGUUGUCCAAUAAUCGCAUUGAUCCUGAAAUUGUAAAUAAAGUAAAAGAACAGCAAGUGAUCUUAGAUAUAGCGAAAGAAAAAUUAAGUGGAUCUUCUGCUGCGGUAGAUGUAACAACUGCUAAACAAUUACAAGAUAUGUUGAAUAUGGUUCUUGAACAAACGAAUAAACUUCAGAGUCAACUACCACGUUCAGUUUGGGAUCGUAUUGCUCCGCCUGAAACAACUGGACAUUCAACCGACAAAAAAGAUAAUCAAUCUGAUCCAUUACUUAAGGGUCGUUAUAUACAAGAAAUAGGAACGAAAGACAUUUUAAUAACCAAGGAAAAUAAACAAUUUCUAGAAAAUGAUGAAGAAAAAGUAAUAAAUCCAAUGUAUAAAAAAUAUGGAAAUAUAAAACCAAUAGAACCAACAUUGUUAAUGCCUAUGACCAAUGAUACACCUAUAUUGAACAUAUCUUUACAAAAAUCAUCAUCAGAGCGUUAUCAUGGAUCAGAUUUUCGUAAACAUCAUUUUGAAGAAAUCUCUUGGAAUAAAAACAAAGAUUUUGACAAAACUUGUUGGAGUGAAUCUAGCAGUACAAGGAAACAGACACCGUCACCUAUGAGAAAGCAUAUAUCUCCUUUAAGACAUCGCUUAUCUCCUUCAAGACGAUUUUCACCAAAACUUCCACUCUCAUCUCCUCCAAGACGGCCACUUUCUCCUCCUAGAAAACAUAUGUCUCCUCUUAGACGUCCAAUGUCUCCCUUCAAAUCGCGUAAUACUUUAAUAGAUCGUCCUUAUUCUUCGUCAAAUCGUUCAGUAUCAGGAUCAAGACGUCCUUUGUCACCACCUAGACGUGCAUUUUCUCCACUGAUGCGUCAAAUAUCACCCAGAAGACAUAUGUCACCACCAAAACAAUACACGUCUUCAAUGAGAACUUCCAUGACAUCGCCGAGAAGAAAAAUGUCUCCUAUAAGACAUCAAGUAACUAUGUCAAAAAGACAUCAUCUAUCGUCAUCUGGAAGGAUUAUAUCUCCGUCACGUCGAGAAAUGCAAAGAAUGAUGUUAAUGUCUCAAGAGAGACGGCAUCAAUCUCCUAUGCGAGUGGAAUCAUCAUUUCGAAUCGUUUCGAAUCGUCCUAUAUCACCUCUAAGCCGUCAAAUAACGCCACCUGAAAGAUACUCUGACGAUUGGGAUAUACCAAGUCGUGGUGCCAUCGAACAAAGUACUUGGCAUCCUAGCAGUAGAAUACCCAAUAAAUCGUGGCGCGAUGAAAGACAAUCUUCUAAUUCCAAUUGGGACCAACAAGCUUCUAGUAUUAAUAGAUAUCGUAAUAGUAUUGUAAAUCAAGAUAAGUGGGAUAUUAAAAACUCGUCUCAAGAUAAUGUAAAAAUUUCUGUUGGAGGAGAUAUAUGGAAUACUAAACUAUCAUCAAUGAUGCAAAGUUCAAAGGAUGCCUGGACUACAAAUUUUGAUAACAGGUGGUCAGGAUCUUCGAGCUUACCAUUAAAUAACGAUAAUUGGAAUAUUCGAGGAAAGGAAAGUUUCAGUAGCAGAGAAGAAUCCUGGAUGGAUAAAAAUAAGAGCAGGUGGACAGAUCCACAAAUGAUUAAGGAUAUUUGGAAUCAAAAAGGAGAUAAAGAUGAUUGGAACGAUCUUCCAGAAGAUGCAAUAGAUCCAUGGAGUGACGAUAAUAGUAUUGGUCUAAAGGAACGAUGGUACAAGUUUGAUCCACCAAGUACAUCCAGUUGGGGAAGAGAGGACGAAAUGAUGGACUCGUGGUCUAAUCAAAAAGAUAAUUGGCAAAACAAAGGACAAUCUGCUGGAGCUUCCAAAUCUCUAUGGGAAAGCAAUAAUAAUCAAAAUCUAGGAGAUGUACUUUGGAUGGAUAUUUCAAAAAAAUUGCCACCUCCUGCCUGCCAGAGUGGAAAUACUUUAGGGACGUCAUGGCAACAGCAGCCUGUGUUAAAUUUACAAUCUCAGCGUUCUUUUACAAUGGAUCACUUUAAAGAUCUUUGAUAAUAUUCUUCUUUUCUUUCUAAUAAGCUAUAGAGAAAAUUUGUAUUUAAUUAUUUUCCCUUUAAAUUGUUUUUAUUGUGGUUAUUAAAGUUUAUUUUAUUUAAAGUAAUCAAAUAGCUAAAAGCAAAUAAUUGUGAUCAAAAGAAAAAUAUUUUGUUAUAAUUUUUUUCAUUGUAAUUAUUAGAAUUAAAUAUUUGUACAACACAAUUUUUUGAUUAUUCCUAUUUUUUUUUUGCCAAUAAAUAUGUAUGUAUGUUAAAUAACAACGUACAACUGUUAUAAGUAUUUUGAACAUCAUAACCGUUGGCGACAGAACUGUUAUGUAUACUAUUAUAAUACUUAUUAUAAUAAUAUCGUUUUUUCAUAUGAAUAACGUUAUUGUAAUGUAAACAUUAUAUUCACAAAUAAAAAGAAAUGUAUCUCAUAAU
This is a messenger RNA of Polistes canadensis, 5582 nucleotides long. RefSeq lists its product as uncharacterized. The coding region runs from base 673 to 5154 and encodes 1493 amino acids. The record is from RefSeq and is a predicted model, not a curated record. Gene Ontology annotation, biological process: RNA processing. The transcript has 9 exons. Gene Ontology annotation, molecular function: RNA methyltransferase activity. NCBI's taxonomy places the organism in Eukaryota, Metazoa, Arthropoda, Insecta, Hymenoptera, Vespidae.